Messenger RNA from Perca flavescens (yellow perch), 2787 nucleotides. It is a transcript of the gene lin7b, whose product is annotated as lin-7 homolog B (C. elegans). The transcript has 7 exons. The record is from RefSeq and is a predicted model, not a curated record. NCBI's taxonomy places the organism in Eukaryota, Metazoa, Chordata, Actinopteri, Perciformes, Percidae. Gene Ontology annotation, molecular function: protein binding. Bases 356 to 1018 code for a protein of 220 amino acids.
UAAACUCAGCACAAUUACAUUGUCACUCAAAUUUUAAGUUAACCACGGCCCUAUUUCACAAAAGCAGAAUUUAGAAAUCCGGGCAAACGUUCGGAUUUACAGUCUGCGCAGUCAUUGCUUUAAAACCUACGUAGAAGAUGCUGAAACGAUAGAGGCUGGUCCCACACUGAAGCCGGAGCCGUGGUUAAGCUACGACGUCACUGCCUGAACCUCAGCCCAGCAUCCCGGACCUCAUUACAGCCAUACGUCCUCACACAGUCCGCUGACCAUGUCCUCGUAACAGAUGGGGAACGCGUUGCCCUGAACCAGCCCUUCUGCUCAUCCACGCAGUGUUCCAUAUACUACCAGCCUGGAAAUGAUGUCCUCUUACUACCACCCUGCCAAGGAAACGGACAUGGCGGCCAUGACAGAGCCGCUCUGCCUGGAAAGAGAUGUGUGCAGGGUGAUCGAGCUGCUGGACCGGCUGCAGCGGAGUGGGGAGCUGCCUCCUCCCAAGCUGCAGGCCCUGCAGAGAGUCCUGCAGAGCAAGUUCUGUGCUGCCAUCAGAGAGGUGUACGAGCAGCUGUACGACACUCUGGACAUUGUUGGAGGACCAGAGGUGCGAGCACAGGCAACUGCCAAGGCCACAGUGGCAGCGUUUGCAGCCAGCGAGGGCCACGCCCACCCAAGGGUAGUGGAGCUGCCCAAGACCGAGGAGGGUUUGGGCUUUAACAUCAUGGGGGGCAAAGAGCAGAACUCCCCCAUAUACAUCUCCAGGGUGAUCCCUGGGGGGGUGGCCGACCGCCAAGGAGGUCUGAAGAGAGGGGACCAGCUCCUGUCUGUCAACGGAGUGAGCGUGGAGGGCGAGCACCAUGAGAAGGCUGUGGAGCUGCUGAAGGCUGCCCAGGUUUCAGUCAAGCUGGUGGUGCGCUACACCCCAAAGGUCCUGGAGGAGAUGGAGGCUCGCUUUGAGAAGAUGAGGAGCGCCCGGAGACGCCAGCAGCACACCAGCUACUCAUCUCUGGAGUCCAGGGGCUAGCCAAUCCAACGCCUCCGCCCGCCUCAUCCUCCAACCCUCCUGGCUCUUCUGUUCUAGUGGGAGACCUUAGAUGAGAAGCGAAAAAACCAAAGUAGCCUACCAACACCUGUUAACCUGAACUUCUUCUGUUCUCUCCACCCUCUUUCCCUCUUCCUUAGAGAAAUGCAGAGUAAGCUUGUUGUCAUACCAUGCCUGUAAUUUCGAGCCUGGCAUAGCCAGACUAUUUCGCCAAUGUGGCUCAGUCUGGAGCCUCUCAACUUCAAUUUUGAUUUCCAAAGGGCUCUAUCAACGGCGCAGACCAAAAUGCCUCCACCUACAACCAAUCGGAGCAACGAAAAGUGACAACAACCAAUCAGAGCAAUGUAGCGCUCAGCGACACGUGCAAGUCGGGGCGGUGCUUGGUCCGUUUUCAAGCAUAAAAACUGUUACUUCAGAGACAAACGUGGGUCACUUUGUAACACACGUAUGCUCGCCUAGCUGCUAGCGUGGCACUCCCUCAUGCUCUGCUUCUGACUGGCUAGUAGUCCUUACUGAGGUACUGCUCAUGUGCGACUCCCAGCUAAGAUGGUACAGCAGUGAGAUGCCUCACUCUGUAGCUAAAACAGAGAGCUCAACACACAGGGUGAAAAGAGGAGCUGCAGCAAUGGGCAGUACAACAAAAUAUAUGGUGUUUUCUGAAAAUUAAACCACGUAAACCUAUUCUGGUACAACCUCUAAAUACAAUUAUGAACCUGAAAAUGAGCAUAAUAUGAGCACUUUAAACAAAGUGUACGUAACUUAUACAAAAACCUUUGAUCAUGAAGCAGAUUGUUACUGUACAGUCCUCUGGUUUAUCAGUCAGGCGUGUGAACUCCACCGCAGACUGGAUUCUCUGCUCAGAGCGACGGCUGACUCAUCAUGAACGCGCGGGUUGAAUGCGCGUCUAGCGUUACGUACGUCUCGUUACAUGACGCUGACGCUUUUAUCCCAAGCCACUUUCAGACAAACAAUCACACACGGAGCAAUUUGUAAUUAACUGUCUUGCCCAAAAGGACAAUUCGACACGGGACUGCAGGGCCAGUGAUCGAACCACCGACCUCCCGAUUGGUGUCGUCUGACCUGCUCUAUCGCCUGAGCCACAGCCGCCCCAUUUAUGACAUGUCUGUAUCGCCCCUGCACUGCGUUCCGGGUGCCGCGCCGCACGCUCUCACUCAUAGAACUAAAGUAAACUUUACAUCCGGUAAUGGCUGUUGCGCCAUACAGGCUUCCCUCUCCCGCUUCACAGAAUAUACAGCUGCCCCUGGUAAUAGAAUUUAAAACAACUGUAGACGCAUGUCAGCAGUGUGGCCGGCUCAGAGAGCGAGAGGAGAGAUGCAAACAGGCUCGGCUUUACAGAAGAAAUGGGUUACGUAACGCAACAACCAACUAUAUGCAUAUAAACGGUAUUGUCUCAUCCCAUAUCUCAUUUGAAAGUGGAUAUAGCGCCCAGCCCUAGGCUCCAGGCUACGUCAUCUUUCCAGUGAAAUCAUCCUCAGCAUGCUAUUACAUAAGGGCAAUCCAUUCUUUAGUGUGUGGCUUAACCAGAACCUGGUGUUUGUAUUCUCCCGUCGUUUUGACCUGUGUAUUGACAUGUAGUGUGUGGUGUGCUCUAUCUGCAGUUAUACCUCAGGAGCACUGACACCUACAGCCUUCACCGCCAUUUCUCCAUCACAUGUCCCAGCUAGAGGGCUAGCCAUUAGCAUUACCAAGACCUACACUGGAAUCAGUAGCUGGCAGGUGUCAUCUUAGUC